Molecule: messenger RNA, 7780 nt
Organism: Lepisosteus oculatus (spotted gar)
Lineage: Eukaryota; Metazoa; Chordata; Actinopteri; Semionotiformes; Lepisosteidae
Gene: asxl1
Product: ASXL transcriptional regulator 1
Biological process (GO): positive regulation of transcription by RNA polymerase II; animal organ morphogenesis
Cellular component (GO): PR-DUB complex
Molecular function (GO): chromatin binding; peroxisome proliferator activated receptor binding; DNA binding
Source: RefSeq, a predicted model, not a curated record
UCCUGAGUGAGAGGAUUUCCUGCAGCAGAGUGCAGUGUGAGACUCGUCUUCUCUCUGUUUACAAAGAAGAGCGGACAGCGCCGUUCAAAACCCGCUGCCGAGGCUCACGGAGGAGAAGAAGAAGAAGAAAAGAAGCAGGAAGCGACGCCGGGGGAGAAAAAAAGGGACGCAUUUUAUUCGGAGGGGGUCUUGGGAAAACCAUCCUCAUCCUCCCCAGCAACAUCAACAUCAACAACAACGUCGAGAACUUCGAGAAACCCUGCCCUCCUCUCCCACAGCCCCCUCACCUCUCUUCCAACAACAACAACAACCACCACCGCCACGAAAAACAGCAAAGCAGGUUUUUGUUGCGUGCGUGUGUGUGUGUUAUUGUUGUAAAUUGCAGUCCAGCACGGUCGGCGAGGAAGACGCAGCGGCCGCAGGAAAUGAAGGACAAGCAGAAGAGAAAGAAGGAGCGCACGUGGGCCGAGGCUGCCCGCAUGGUUUUGGAGAACUUUUCAGAUGCUCCCAUGACUCCAAAACAGAUUCUGCAUGUCAUUGAGACUAAAGGACUCAAAGAGAUGAGAAGUGGCACGUCCCCCCUGGCCUGUCUCAACACCAUGCUCCAUUCCCAGUGCCGUGGAGAGGACGGGAUGUUUUUCAAGCUGCCCGGCCGCCUGAGUCUCUUCACUUUGAAGAAGGACGCUCUGCAGUGGUCCAAGAAUCUGACCGUGCAAGAAGGAGAGGAGACGGAAGACCGGACUGAAGUGGAGAGCUGCGACUCCACCGAAACCACCACCACCGCCAGCGCGGAGAAUGACGUGUCUCUGGAUGAGACCUCCUCCAGUGCCUCCUGCUCCACAGAGCCUCAGAACAAACUGAGCAGAGCCGCUCAGCAUCCGCAGACAGGAAGACAGAGGAAGAAGGGAGUCCUGAUGCCGCGUGUCGUGCUGACUCCCCUGAAAGUGAACGGCGAGCACGUCCCCUCAGGUUUCCCUGGAAAACGCAGGGAAGCGGAGUCGAGCAGCUCCUGCAGCAGUAACUCUCCCGUGGCCUGCAGCACCUCCCUGCACGGCAGGGCGGACCUGAGCCGGAAGCACGGCCAGCACUUCAAAGCCAUGCGCAAGGCUCACCCAGGCUCCAUGAAGAGGACCCGGGGGGUGGAGGUUGAUUUCGAGACGCCGGGCUCUAUUCUGGUCAACACGAAUAUCCGCGCGCUCAUCAACACGCGGACCUUUGCUGCCUUCCCCCCGCACUGCCAGCAGCAGCUGCUCUUGCUGCUGCCCGAGGUGGACAGGCAGGUUGGGCCUGAUGGGCUGGCACGCCUCAGUAGCUCUGCACUUAAUAAUGAAUUCUUUGCACAUGCUUCUCAAUGCUGGAAGGAGAGACUUGGUGAAGGUGAAUUCACUCAUGAGAUGCAGGCGCGAUUCCGUCAGGAGAUGGAGAAGGAGAAGAAGGUGGAGCCGUGGAAGGAGAAAUUCUUUGAAGAUUAUUAUGGUCAGAGGUCCGGAUUGACCAAGGAGGAGUCCCUGAGGCUCACGACGGGAGAGGAGAACUCGGAGAACCAGGCCGGCACGGCCCCCCCGGUCGCCCCCCCGAAGCGCCGCGCCACGGGCCGCAGGCGCAAGGACGGCCGGGUGAGGCGGCGCUCCAGGCCGGACCUGCGGCGGCGAGCCCGGCGGACUCUCUGCAAGCAGCCCAAGGCGCAGGAGGAGAAGGGGAAGCCUUUCCCGGCCGCGGCCUCCUCCGCCCCGGGCGUCGAAGCUUCCUCUCAGGUAGAGCUGCAAACGGACCCGAACGGCCCCCCCUCCGAAGCCCCGGCGGAGACGGACGCGCCUGUCCCUGCCGCGCCGCUCUCGGACGCGGAGCUCUCUCCGCGCCUGCCUCCUGACAGUGCCUCCUGCUCUCUCGAAGGGCAAGAAGCCAGCCCUGCUGUCACUGCUGAUGCCCUGGACCACAGGGCCAUCCUUGCUGCUGCUGCUUCUGCCCGCAGCCUGGACAGCGGCGCCGAGGUGAAGGACCAGAAGAGGAAGUCCGACGAGCCCGCGGCCUCCACCUCCUUCCCCGAGAAGAAGCCCCGCCUUGAUCAGUCCUUUCGUAACACAAUUGACUGUGUUCACUCAGAAAAACCACAGCCCACCAAAGAAGAGCCCAAAGUCCCUCCUAUCCGGAUUCAACUCUCCAGGAUCAAACCUCCCUGGGUGGUUAAAGGCCCACCAACCUACCAGAUAUGUCCCCGCAUUAUCCCUAACAGCGAGGCUCCCAGCCGGGGCCGGACUGGGGCCAGGACUCUGGCUGACAUCAAAGCCCGUGCCCAGCAGGCCCGGGCCCAGCGAGAGGCCGCUGCUGCUGUUGCAGCCACUGGUGAAGGCGCAGGGCCCGGGGGAGGCCCAGGAGGAGGGGGUGGCAGAGAGCACCCGGAGCCUUUUGAGCCAGGAGGCGGCCAGGGAACACUUGCAGAGUCUUCGUCACAACAUCACUCAGGAGCACAACUACUGCAGGCCCCCGCUGAGGUGACAGUGAACGAGCCCCCAGCAGUGGAGUGUUUAGAAACCUGCGAGAUUGCUCAGUGGGGAACAAUGCCCAGAAACGAAGUGGAGGCUCCAGUUCCCUCUCCGAUUGGCAGUCCCACUUCUCCUCCAGGUGUCCUAGCGCACCUGCACGCAGAACCUGCUGAGAUAACGCCCUCGGCCGCUGAUGAUCCGGGCUGCUGUGGAGCUGACCUCUGCAGAGAAGAGGCGAUGGCAGCUUGUCAUGGCGGUGAGCCAGAGGAGCCUGCAGACACUCAAAACCAGGUGGUGGACAUGGAGACCGAGUCCGAGUCUUGCGUGGAAGAGCCACGUGAUUCAGAGGAAGCCGAGUGCCGAGAUAGUGAAGCUGGGAGUAUUUCUGUGAUGGAAAAGUGUGCCGAAAUGACUGUGCUGGCACCCACAUCUAUACCAGACACACUUCCAAGGUUUGGAGCCCGAGGAAUUGAUGCCAUAAGAACUUUAACUUCGUUUCACCCCUUAGAGGGUGGUCAGACCUCUAAAGAAUUAAACGUAGAUAAAUGCAAGAACGGUGGCAAGAAUGGUUUCAAAGUUGCUUCCCAAGAGCCAUCUUUUCACACUAGUAUUAUGUCGGGAGCGAUGGGUUUCAGUGAUGCAUCACGUCACACGAGUGGGGCAUCCCAUGUCGAACUGGAGAGGGCAGAUGGCUCCCCUGAAACAUCAGCUUGUGUUCCAGAGGACUCUGGUUUGCACAGCGACUCCACUGAAACUGCUUCUGACUUUGAAGAUGAGUUGAGUGAGGAUCAGAACACCUAUGCUGAAGCAGACUUGGACAGUGGGCGCAUGCCUGAUUCACAGUAUCAAGCUGUCCACUUGCGGCCAGCGAACGACCGGAAACUGAUCGGCACGUUGCCCAGAGAGUCUCUGGCAAGACCCCGUGAACAGUCUCGCAAUGCGAAGGAAAAGGCAGAAAAUGGCCAGAUGGGAACAGCCAGUAAAGCCCAGGUUGUUCAUUUAACAGGUCAGAGAGGUGUCGAGGCCCCAAAAAGGACUCUCAGCUCUGGUCGACAAGUGUCCUCCGUGGAAGCGAACAACCCCCUUGUCACGCAGUUGCUUCAAGGCAGCCUUCCACUCGAAAAAGUGUUGCCACUGCCUCAUUCCGUGAGCAAGCUAGAAAUCAGUCGAGUGCCCUUACCUCCUCAUGCGUCACGUGAAAGUUGCCCUCAAAAGAUGGAGGCUCCCUGUUUUAGAGGCAGGCGUUUAGGUCACUCAGGAACUGGGGGCGUAGGCGAGAGCCACAAGGCUUGCGCGUCGUACAGUGACCCCUUGGUGCCCUCACACGUUACCUCAAAUGGAAGUUCCCCUUUUGGGGGCCAGACCCUUUGCUCUCUCGGUCAGAUGCCUGCUGCUGCGAUUCCCAAAUGGCAAGAUGAUGCACCAGCUGAGGAGGGGAGGUCCGCAUGUUUGUUUGAGGAAACCGGCGAAGUAGCGGCAUCUCGGGCUGCUCCACAGCCGUUCGUUUUGCUGGAGAAUCCGGCCGUGGGGGGAGGCCUUCCUUUAAAUCCACCAGCGUCCUCCAAGACCCAUCCGGGCUCCGCCGCUAAACAAAGCGCCGCCCUUGAAACUGCUGAAAAUAAGGAACGCUCUGGAGUUCAAGCCCAGAGAGCUACUUCUGAGGAAUACAGCGCAGAAAUGGCUCCGCAGCCGAAUGCAGGCAAAGCCUAUUGCAGCAAUACGUCGGCCGAGGGAGCAUCUCCUCCACAAAAUGGCUUGUGUUCAGCGGACGUUGUGCCCACUGUUAAAAUAAACUGGCUGCCAAAGCAAUCCGUUGUUAAAGGCGAGAACCACCCUUCUUGUCAAACUCUUCCCAAAAAUUCCACCAGGAGCACAAAAGAGGCGCCGAGUUCCGCGCAGCCCAAGGACCAGUUCCCAGCAGGGAUGCUGAAUAUGGAAAUGGCUCUGAUUCGGUUGGCGAAGGAGCCCGGAAAGCCCUCCCCGUGCCCUCUGGAGGCUUCCUCCAUCCCCUUCCAGCUGAGCAUCCAGCAGCAGUUCUACGGGAAGCUGCCCAGGCUGCAGUACGGCCCCGGCUCGGGCUUCAGCUACACCGCCAACAUGUCCGUCGUGGACACGGCGCUCACCGGCCUCUCCAAGAACAUCGCCAACAGCGUGAUGCAGCUGCGCCAGAGGAGCGGCUUCGCCGGGGGGGCGCACGCGGCGCUGAGCAUCCAGGCCUUCGCGGAGAGCAGCAUGGAGGAAGUGGCACUCAAGUGCUCCUGCCGGCUGAAAGCCAUGAUCAUGUGUAAGGGCUGUGGCGCCUUCUGCCAUGAUGACUGUAUAGGGCCUUCGAAGCUAUGUGUAUCCUGCCUUGUUGUUAGAUAGUUAACAGUGGGCACUGGGGAACUGGGCCGGGUCGGGCAGGGGCUGUUAUAUUCCAUGAUGGUCUGUAUUUUUACUGUGGCAUAUAUUUUCUAAUGCUGUUGUUAAGUGAAUGCUGGGCACAGUUCCUUUUGUGUAUUUUUUUUUUUUUGUUCAAACUUUACGGACCAUAACCCUUUACCUCUCGUCUCCUUAGACAUUAUUACUCUGUACAUUGGCAACUUGUGUCUCUCCAGCCUGAUUGCACUUUGGAGAAUAGAGAUCUGUUCUUUGUGUCUUGUCAGUCUUUCAAAGAGAUAUUUUUUUAAUAAUUAAAUGAAUAAAUUGCCUUUGUUUUCCAAGUACUUUCUUUUUAUCUGUAUUCAGCAGUUAAGCACAGUAUUAUAAUAAACCUGGCAUUGAGCUGAUCUGUUGUUCUGUAAAUCCAAUACUUAAGAUGUCAAUGUGUGGUGGACUUCACUAGAGCUCUAUUAAAGAUCGUCUGCUACUUGCUGAGUAAUCGUGAAUGUUAAGUGUCUGAUGUUGCAGAGAUGUCUGUGGUGCUGUUGGGUUUGAGAGGGUCUGGUUUAUUUGUAACCAGCACAUGUUUUUAAGUGCAGCUGAAAUGGAAUGGAAAUAUUACCCAAGGUACUUCUCAAAUAAUACCCUGAGUUCUCAGCGUCGUGCACUGAUCUUUCCAUUUUAAAUGGGAUAGUAGUCCAGUAAGAGUUCUUAUUGCAUGCUGCGGGUACUUUAAUGAAUAAGAUUUAGUAACUGUAUCUCCUGAUAUUUUUUAAAACAAUCUUAAGUCGGUGGACACAUUAGCUCCAGUUGUGUUUAAGAGCCGGAUACCACCUGCAGUGUUGAAUCUGAUGAUCUGGAAGGUGCACAAUUUCUAACCGGUAAUUUGUCUUUUCUUCGCUAAGAAGAAAUUCCCUCCUGCUGUUGACUAGUGCAGGACAUGAUAAAGGAAGUUACUUCCUCAGUCAUGCUUGCGCAUUGUUGUGUUUUUUUUUUGUUUGUUUUUUUAAGGAAGAUCCUUUCUUUUUAACCACUGAGAUGAAAAAUGUAAGUUUUUAGUCUGGGUGACAUUAAUGUCAGUGGUAUACAAAAUUAACUUGCUCCUAAUUUGAGCAGUUCUAAGAAGGAUUGUUAUUCUUGGUUUCAGUUAUGUUUAGCGGUUUAAAGAAAAAAGGUGCAUUGCUGGGUCAUCUUAUUCAGACGCUGGUGGAGCUGGGGAUUUCAUGGAUGCUUAGGUCUGUAGUCACUUAACCCUUAAAUCUGCUUCAGCUUGUAACGUAUAGGACAAUCAUCCCUCCAUCCAUUUUUGAGGUUGCUUUAUACAGUACAGGGUCACUGUGGCCUGGAGCCUGUCCCAGCACGCAGUGAGCGCAAGCAGGGCUUGCCCUUGAUGGGAGGCCAGUCCAUCACAGGACACAAACACUCACACCAGGGCCAGUUUUCCCAGGAGCCGUUUAACCCACCAUCAUGUCUUUGGCCUGUGGGAGGAAACCGGAGCGCCCAGCGAAAACCCACACAAGCUCGGGGAGAACAAAGACAAACUCCCCACAGACAGCCCCCCAGGAACCGAGCUCAGGGCCCCAGCGCUGUGAGGUAGCAGUGCUGACCAUUGUGCCACUCUUGCAGGGUCAUUAAACUGUUAUAUAGUGCCUAUAAAACUAUUUCCUCUCAAACUGCUUCAUUUUGAUGCCGAAAAUGUCCUGAAUCGUUUUUUUGGGCCGAGCUGCUUCGCGAUCAUCCCAGUUCCUGUCCUGGGAAGCAGAUCUGUAAACUAAUGGAGCUGCAUUUGUAUGCAGGGCAGAGAGGAAUCUGCUUACCUGAGACCGAUUAAGUAACCUUCUCUUCCCCAGUGAGGACCAUUAGCAUUUCAAACCCAGCAAAACCUCCUUCAUUUGCAUAAGCACCACACAACCUGCCUGAAACAUCCCUCGCCUAAACUGGCCUAAUUUUUUGGAGUGGCACUUUCAAGUUGGUGUGCGCUAAAUAAGUCUCGACAUGAGCACGGGCUGAUGAGUUAAAAAAAAGCCUUUUCACUCCCAUGAGAAUCAAAUGUUUAUUACAAAUGCUUUCCAAAUGAAGGUAUUGCCUUUAUGGGCAGUUGGUUUAAAUGUGUAAUCAGAGUCUUCUAGACACCUGGUACAGAAUGCAUCUGUCUGACAGGAAAAUGCGCAUCUACAAGCCAUCAAUUUUUUGAUGCUUUUGUAUCUACAUUUACCUGGUCCUUGAGCUUUACAGCUCAGCGGCAGUCUGUGCUUUCAGGGAGAAAUGAUACAUGCAAUAAGUUGGAAUUUCUUUUAGUAGAAUCUUUGUAAUGCUGCUUUGUACGUGAAAAAAGAAAAUAAAGCAAUAAAAUUGGUGUGUGUGGUUUAUAGGGUAGAGAGACAUGCUUGCUUCUCUCUGUUCAUCAGCUUUCAUUAUCUCUGGAGUGGUUCCCUCUUUCUCACCCUCCAUCCCUGGUGUGAGUGUAUAAUUCGCUGAUCAGGGAUGCACUAGUCUCAUCACACCCAUGUGCAGUUGAAGGCAUUUUCUCAAACUGCUCAUUUUGACACUUUUUCUACAGUGUCGUGUGUGUCUGGGGAAAUGCUCAAGACUGGCCUUUUUAGUAAGAUGUGGGCACAAGCUUUGGGAUAUUUAUAGAAAUAUUUAAUGGUUGUAAAUAGACUGCUAACAGAACACUUGUAAAUGUCUUAAUGAUUUCUGAGCUACACUUAGUGUACUGUACUUUUUUACAUGCACAGGAGAACUGUUUUUAUCUGUAUGUAGUUUAUUGAUGGAUAGUUCAGUUAAAUCGGUCCAAAUGGCAAUUGGUUAUCAACCUAAAAUGUAAGCGAAGCAGUGAUUGUACACUUCCUACAAUGCAUUGACCUAAAACAAUUAUGCUGGCAUUGCUUCCCUUAACUGGCAAAGAUGUUGAACUAAUGAACUGUGCUCAGUCA